Molecule: messenger RNA, 949 nt
Organism: Drosophila hydei
Lineage: Eukaryota; Metazoa; Arthropoda; Insecta; Diptera; Drosophilidae
Product: elongation of very long chain fatty acids protein F-like
Exons: 3
Coding region: 90-890 (266 amino acids)
Biological process (GO): fatty acid elongation, monounsaturated fatty acid; fatty acid elongation, saturated fatty acid; very long-chain fatty acid biosynthetic process
Cellular component (GO): endoplasmic reticulum membrane
Molecular function (GO): fatty acid elongase activity
Source: RefSeq, a predicted model, not a curated record
GAUUUCUAUUUUGAAGUCGCAGUUGAAGCGCGCAAGUCACUGAGUUUUCCGAAAGAAACGUGUAGAGCUGUGGAAUAUAGUUCAGCAAAAUGGGUAUCGACUUAAUCGAAGUUUGGAAUAGACCUCCACCAGAUCCUGUCCUGGUCAGUUCCAUGACGUUGGUGAACUCGCCAUGGACUGUGACAUUUAUUUUGGUCGGCUAUUUAGUAUUUGUACUGAAGCUGGGAAAAAGCUUUAUGGAGCACCGCAAUCCGUACAAUCUAAAGAACGUAAUGUUGGUCUAUAACGUGGGACAGGUGAUCUUCAAUUUCGUAUUGUUUGUUUAUGGACUCGAUAUGAUCCUCCUCAAUCCCGUUUACAAUCUACAUUGCAUGGAACGUCUCCCACUUGAUCACCCCUCAAAGAGUACCGAGCGUACGCUGGUUUAUUUGUACCUAUUGAACAAGAUCCUUGACCUGAUGGACACGGUGUUCUUUGUGCUGCGCAAGAGUUAUAAGCAGAUCACAUUUCUGCAUGUCUACCAUCAUGUGAUGAUGGUUUAUUCCACAUUCUGGGUAUUCCGUCUAUACGGCGGCUCUGGGCAAUUUCAUGUGAUGGGAACAUUGAAUACCUUUGUCCAUAGCGUUAUGUACUCCUACUACUUUAUAUCCGCCUUGAAUACGAAUCUUAAGGACAAUCUCUGGUGGAAGAAGUAUAUUACCAUAAUUCAGUUAAUUCAAUUUGCCAUUGUACUUGUUCAGUCGUUGAUUGUUCUCAUCUUCAAUCCGAGCUGCCAGUUUCCCAUCUUUAUGCAGUAUAUGCAACUCUUUCAGGCAAUAGUCAUGCUAGUUUUGUUUAGUAAAUUUUACUUCAAUUCCUACAUUAGGCCAAAAUCGAAGAAAAAUCUAUAGAAAUUAAAUUGUUUUUUAUAUUAAAGAAUCUGAAUGGAAUAAAAGAAUAUGACUUAAGC